AUGUGCCGACUAAGUAACGACAUUACAGAAGAGAAAAAUGGAAAGAAAAAAAAAGGAUUGCUUUCUUUCUACUCCAUCAAACACACUAAAUUCAAUUGGAGUUCUGAAAUUAGCAACCUCAUCAUGCCACCUAUUGGGGUGAAAUUACUCAUUCAAGAUCGCCAUGUGAUGAUGGAUAAUGGGAUUGUCCAAGUGACAUUAUCAAACCCAGACGGAAUAGUCACUGGAAUUCGAUUCAAUGGCAUCGAUAACUUGCUGGAGAUUCGUAAUGAGGAAAUUAACAGAGGGUACUGGGAUCUUGUUUGGAAUUCAGCCACUACUGGAACAACAGGAAUAUUUGAUGUGAUCAAAGGAACAAGUUUUAGGGUUAUAAUGGAAAGUGAAGAACAAGUUGAGCUCUCUUUCACAAGAGCCUGGGAUCCCUCCCAAGAGGGCAAGCUCGUACCCUUAAAUAUUGAUAAAAGGUUCAUUAUGCUUCGAGGUUCCUCAGGCUUCUACUCCUACGCCAUUUACGAGCACUUGAGGGAAUGGCCUGGUUUCGAGCUUGGAGAAACCAGAAUUGCUUUCAAACUCAGAAAAGACAAGUUUCACUACAUGGCCAUGGCAGACAAUAGGCAAAGAAACAUGCCAUUGCCUGAUGACCGUUUACCGUCGAGAGGCCAAGCCCUAGCCUUCCCAGAGGCAGUUCUUCUUGUCAAUCCUGUGGAGCCAGAGUUCAAAGGAGAAGUGGAUGACAAGUACCAAUACUCAUGUGACAACAAGGAUAAUAAAGUACAUGGGUGGAUAUGCACUGAGCCACCAGUAGGGUUCUGGCAAAUUACACCAAGCAAUGAGUUCCGAUCUGGUGGACCCUUUAAACAGAACCUUACCUCCCAUGUUGGCCCCACCACCCUUGCUAUGUUUCUAAGCGCUCAUUAUUCUGGAGAGGAUUUGGUGCCAAAAUUUGCAGCGGGUGAGCAAUGGAAGAAAGUUUUUGGGCCAGUUUUUAUGUAUGCUAAUUCUGCAUAUGAAGGAGAUGAUCCGCUUUCGUUAUGGGAGGAUGCUAAAUCACAGAUGAUGAUGGAAGUCCAAUGCUGGCCCUACAGUUUCCCAGCAUCUGAGGAUUUUCCCAAGUCACACCAACGGGGUAGUGUUAGUGGUAGACUACUUAUUCGAGACAGAUAUAUCAGCGAUGACUACAUAUCAGCCCAGGGUGCAUAUGUUGGGUUAGCCCCGCAAGGAGACGUUGGAUCGUGGCAAAGAGAAUGCAAGAACUAUCAAUUCUGGACGACAGCAGACGAGAAUGGCUACUUUCUCAUCGACGGCAUACGCACUGGCGAUUAUAAUCUUAAUGCAACGGUCCCUGGUUUUAUCGGAGAUUAUCAAUACGAUGUCGUUCUGACUAUAACCUCAGGUUGUGAGGUUGAGAUGGGUGAUCUUGUGUAUGAGCCUCCUAGAAAUGGCCCUACUUUAUGGGAAAUAGGCAUUCCUGAUCGGUCUGCUGCAGAGUUUUAUGUUCCUGACCCUAAUCCAAAGUACAUUAACAAACUCUUUGUCAACCAUCCAGACAGGUUUAGGCAGUAUGGAUUGUGGGAAAGAUACUCAGAGUUAUAUCCUGAUAAAGACUUGGUUUACACAGUUGGUGUCAGUGACUAUAGCCAAGACUGGUUCUUCGCUCAGGUUAACAGGAAGAAAGAUGAUAAUAAAUAUCAAGGAACUACUUGGCAAAUCAAAUUCAAUCUUGACACUGUAGACCAGAGUGGUCCCUAUAAGCUGAGACUAGCAAUUGCAUCAGCAACUCUCUCUGAAUUGCAGGUUCGGGUAAACGAUCCAAAAGCGUACCCUCCUCUUUUCUCAAGUGGGAUGAUAGGUAAAGACAAUUCAAUAGCAAGGCAUGGAAUUCAUGGGCUAUAUUGGCUUUUCAAUGUCAACAUACCCAGCUCUCGAAUUAUUGAGGGAGAUAAUAUUAUCUAUUUGACGCAACCAAGAAGCACAAGUCCUUUUCAAGGGAUUAUGUAUGAUUAUCUUCGUUUAGAAGGGCCCCCAUCACCAAGUUCCAAAAGAGAGACUUGA
This is a messenger RNA of Prunus armeniaca (apricot), 2052 nucleotides long. The record is from the annotation of a GenBank genome assembly. NCBI's taxonomy places the organism in Eukaryota, Viridiplantae, Streptophyta, Magnoliopsida, Rosales, Rosaceae.